Messenger RNA from Pungitius pungitius (ninespine stickleback), 5511 nucleotides. Its product is annotated as protein EFR3 homolog B. Bases 440 to 2968 code for a protein of 842 amino acids. Gene Ontology annotation, cellular component: plasma membrane. The record is from RefSeq and is a predicted model, not a curated record. Gene Ontology annotation, biological process: protein localization to plasma membrane. The transcript is spliced from 23 exons. Lineage: Eukaryota; Metazoa; Chordata; Actinopteri; Perciformes; Gasterosteidae.
GAUGUUUUCUAAUGAGCGAGGCGCACAGAGUGAGCAGAGCUGCUGUGGAAGGACUAAUCGCUAAUCCCUUUGUUAAUACGUCCAAUCUGCCUAUGUACUAACAUAUAUUACAAAGGAGCUUCAAGACGGGGACUCAAAGGAUUUGGUAGUUUGUUCCAGUGCGGCCUGACUGAGGAAGUGUAUGUUUGUGUGUCUAUCGCAACCAAACCGGGGACUUAUGUUUGCAUAUGAGUUGAUACAUCGGGCAUUUAGCUUAUCUAUCUAGCAAGGAAUUCCAGUUUGAUUAGCAGUUUUGAUUAUUCAUAGAAUUUAAUAUUAUUUUCAGUAUUGGUUGUCGGUUUGGACGUUUUGUUUUUUUGGCCUUUAUUGAGAAUUUUUCUAUUAAAAGGAAAAGUGUGUGUGUUUGUUGGUUGGCCUUUUGCGUGUUUGUUUGCCGGCCAUGCCCUUGCCUGCGCCUGAUGCCCCGGCAUCUCAGAGGCUGGCACUGGAUUGUCGUACCCUUCUGGACCAUCGCGUUCCCAAGGGGGUUUGUGGAUGUUGCGGGGCGCUAAGGCCUCGGUACAAGAGACUGGUAGACAACAUCUUCCCAGAAGACCCAGAGGAUGGGCUGGUGAAGGCCAACAUGGAGAAGCUGACAUUCUACGCCCUGUCGGCUCCAGAGAAGCUCGACCGGAUCGGAGCCUACCUGUCUGAGAGGUUGUCGAGGGAUGUGGCCCGACACCGAUACGGGUAUGUGUGCAUUGCCAUGGAGGCACUGGACCAGCUGCUGAUGGCCUGCCACUGUCAGAGCAUCAAUCUGUUUGUGGAGAGUUUCCUCAAGAUGGUGCGUAAGCUUCUGGAAUCUGACAAGCCCAGCCUGCAGAUCCUUGGAACCAACUCUUUUGUGAAGUUUGCCAACAUAGAAGAGGAUACACCAUCAUACCACCGCAGUUAUGACUUCUUUGUGUCCCGCUUCAGCGAAAUGUGCCACUCUAGUUUCGAGGAUCCGGACAUCCGCACUAAGAUCCGCAUGGCAGGUAUCAAGGGCCUGCAGGGUGUUGUGAGAAAGACUGUGAAUGAUGAGCUGCAGGCCAACAUCUGGGACCCUCAGCACAUGGACAAGAUCGUCCCCUCUCUGCUCUUCAACCUGCAGAGCGGAGAGCGCACAGAGAGCCGCUCCCCCUCUCCGCUGCAGGCGUCGGAGAAGGAGAAGGAGAGUCCGGUGGAGCUGACGGAGCGCUGCUUCAGGGAGCUGUUGGGACGAGCCGCCUACGGAAACAUCAAGAAUGCCGUCACGCCGGUUUUGAUGCACUUGGAUAACCACUCUCUAUGGGAGGGAAAGACAUUUGCAGUGCGUUGCUUCAAAAUCAUCAUGUACUCCAUCCAGUCCCAGCACUCCCACUUGGUAAUCCAGCAGCUCCUCGGCCACCUGGAUGCUAACAGCAAGAAUUCAGCCACGGUGCGAGCUGGGAUAGUGGAAGUGCUGCUGGAAGCAGCCGCCAUUGCAGCCAGCGGCUCCGUGGGCCCCACAGUGUUGGAGGUGUUCAACACGCUGCUGCGGCAGCUCCGUCUGAGCGCCGACUACGAGCUGACCGGCUCCUACGACGGCAGCACCAACAUCGGCACGAAGAUCAUCAAAGCCCACGAGGAGAGGCAGCUGCAGGAGGCCGUCAUCAGGACCAUUGGUUCAUUUGCCAACACUCUGCCAACAUAUCAGAGGUCAGAGGUCAUGCUCUUCAUCAUGGGUAAAAUCCCCGUCCCUGGGAUUCACCCAGCCAUGCUCUCCUCAGGCUCUGGCUCUGAGGGUACCAGGAUGAUUCAGGUCAUGUUACUGAAGUCCCUGGUCCAGGUGACUGCCGGUUUCCAGACCACGAACAUGCUGACGGCACUGCCCACCUCCUUCCUGGAGCCGCUGCUUUCCUUCUUCCUGACAGAAGACCCAGAGAUCCGGUUGUUGGUGCUGCAGAUCCUCCUCAGUCUCAUUGACCGGCACGACAACACGGCCAAGUUCCGAAACAUCAGCAUCAUCUCGGACAUCUCUGUGCUCAAACUCAAAGUGGACAAAUGUUCCAGACAGGACAACUUAUUCAUGAAAAAGCAUGGCCAGCAGCUCUAUCGACACAUCUACCUGGGCUGCAAGGAGCAGAGCAGCAGCCGGCAGCACUACGAGUCCCUCUUCGCUCUGCUGGGCAUCCUCAGCGUGGAGCUGGCUAACGAAGAGGUGGUGGUGGACCUCAUUCGCCUGGCCCUGGCCCUGCAGGACCUGGCUCUGUCCACCGACGAGGUUCUGCCCGUGUUUAACCGCUGCGCCGUUCAUGCCCUCGCCGCCGCCUACCUCAACCUCAUCUGCCAGCUCACCACCGUCCCAGCCUUCUGCCAGCACAUCCAGGAGGUAAUUGAGGUGAGACAGAAAAAAAGUCCCUACUUUCUGCCUGAGGAUGUCUUCGUUGAUGACCCCAAACUCACUUCACUGGAGAAGGUGGAAGGGGACAUUUUGUUCCUCCAGUCAAAGAUCACAGAGGUGCUCGGAGGAAGUGGUUAUAACACAGAAAGGCUGGCUACGCCUUAUGUCCCUCAGUACACUGAUGAGGACCGUCUGUCCAAGAGAAAGAGCAUCGGGGAGACCAUCUCGCUGCAGGUGGAGAUGGAGUCCAGGAACAGUCCAGAGAAAGAGGAGAGGACACCAGCAGAGGAGAUCACUUUUGAAACCCUGAAAAAUGCCAUUGUGGAUAGUGUGGGUAUGGAGGAGCAGGAGAGGGAGCGGAGGAGACAAGUGGUGGAGAAGUUUCAGAAGGCCCCCUUCGAGGAGAUAGCGGCACACUGUGGUGCCCGGGCCACACUCCUGCAGAGCAAACUCAAUCAGAUCUUUGACAUUACAAUCAGACCCCCGCCCAGCCCAUCUGGAACCAUUUCGUCAGGUUAUGGCCAAAGCCAGAGUCGAUCUAUACCCAUCUACGAGAUGAAGUUCCCGGAUCUCUGUGUGUACUAGACCGCGAAGCAAAGGCACACAACUAUUUCACGGUUAAAGGCCAGGAGGGAUCUGGGAGUUGCCACCGAUGACUCACUGUAAAGCAAUCUUGAACGUGGAAUCCAACGACAACAACCGCGGCGGACGAGGAGAUAACCGUAGUUGUUUUGAAGCCAACUCGAGAACAAGCCACAUCUUUAAUAACUUAUUUUCCUGGAUGAUUUCCGUCCAGUGAUGGUAGCCAAAACAAGUCUGCUAAAGUCAAUAACCGCAGCACUGAUAACAAGUGUUUUUUUGCGCAAUCCCCUCAGUUGUCCUUAAAGGUCUGAAAAUUUGAGUGAGUGUAAGAAGAACUGUGAGGGAAAAAUCUGAACCAUUUCCUGUGGCUUUGGAAUGAAUUGACUUGUUGCAUGCCAAUUGUAGGACAUUCUUUUGACCCGUUUGUCCCUUACGGGGUGCCAUACUAUGAUUCAUGACAAAGUAAGUUUUUUUUUACCCGUAUUGAUAUUUUAUUUUUUACCUACUUUUUUUUUUUUUUUUCUAUUGAUGACAUGGCUAGGAUGAGCUUGAAUGAAUUAGAUUGCAUUUUACUUUACCUGUUAGUGUAUUUUUGUGUAUGUUUGAAUGACAUAUAUAUUUUACAGUGUUAUCUUUAUGAAGGUAAAACUUCUCAUCGCCUUUUUUUGCUUUUUUCACAACGGGAAUUUAUUUCCUGCACCUGUUUUUUAAAUUUUCUUCUCUAUUUUAGCCAUGUUUUAAAUGAAAGGAAACUGUCAAUCUGAGUGCUAUCCUCCCAAAGUGAGUGUGCCUUACAGGUGACUCAAGUUAGAACAUACACAAAAACACACACUCUGCGCCACAGUCAUGACCACACUAAACUGUUUUAACUGUGAUGUUAACCCGAUUGAACACUGGAAGAUUAUUAUGGAUCCUUUGUUUUUCUCCUCUCCAUAUAAAUGUGUAUAUACAGAGAAAUAUAUAAAUCUUUAAGCUAAUGUACAGAGUAGAGAGGUUUUUCUGUCUGUCUUUGUGUAUAAAUACUGUACAUUGGUUCUGGUUUUCGACUGCCACUGCACUAAUUGUAAGGAAGGGAAAGAGCUACUUAGUUGGCAUUCGGAUACGUUUGUUUAAAAUCUCACAAGGACAACCAGCAGCAUAUGAAAUCAAAGAGGUGCAUCGACGAGGGUCUCGUCGGACCCCCAGUAGACACCUGCAUCAUCUCCAAAUCAUUAGAUCGCACAAGUGACGUCUUGUGUCCCCGCGAAAGAGUUGACGAACCCUGAAAUAAUGACCGUCGUUAUUACCCGCUUCCAGCGUUACCUUGUAAACCCCGCUAGAGCUAGUUGGUCCUCAUGCCCCCCCCCCCCCCCCCCCAUUUGUCUCAUUCAGCAAGAUCCAAAUGCGUCUAAAAGCCAUCUUUGCGCGCACACAUGAAGAACCUGAGGUAUAAUGGCAAUAGUUUUGCUGCUGGCCGCAGCACAACUUGGUAGCAGCUCCAUUGUGUUUUCCUCUGUGCCGCGACGGUCCGUUUUGUGGCGUUGUUCUAAAACCCCCCCCCACCCAAUGCUUGUGAGAAUCGAGCUGCAGUUACCCGUGUUCAGUGUCUAGUUUGUCCCUGGUGGUCAUGUGACACGGUCAAGUUGUUGGUUUGUUUGAUCACCUUUUUUUAUUUUUAUUUAUUUUUCCAAAGUGUGUGUAGUGUGUGCUGCGUGUUUGUAAUGUCCACUCAUGCCAGUGCAUCAGCUCAGUUCAAAGUUGUGUGGUUGUGUUUGUUCAUCUGUCCCAUAUUACCCGAGACCAAACUUUUCAUACAGUCUUUGUCCAAUGAUUCUUUCCGCCACGUUAACAAAGAACAAGCCAUCGUAGUGCAACGUGCAGCUGUCAAAGCUUCCAGUCACACCUUGUCAAAUGUCAAAUGGUCUUUGCUGCAACAACCCGUAAAUCUAUCGGUGUGCUCGUCAUUGCAUAGUGUAAUGUAAUAAUGGCGGACGGUAAUUCAAUCUUACUUUUAUCAUUACAUGUCUGGUUAAUAGAUCUGUUUACAACGUAGUGCUGUAGGUCAUAUCUAUUCAUUCGGUGAACUUUGCACUUUAAAAACUGGAUAACCUAGUGACAAAGGCAGCUUUCACAUGGAGAAAAAUGCCUUAUGAGUGUCAUACCUGAAUUUGCAUGCUAGUGAUAUCACUGUGUUGUAUAAUAAAUGUGUAACCAGAACAUGUCUGAUCGGUUUCUGAUUUAUUUCGGGAGGGUGGGGUUGUCGAAAGGGAAAGCCUACUGAAGUGGAAUGUGUUUCAAUAAUAUGAUCUGCCUGAGAUGCAGGACGCUGCCGAGUGUCGUCAUGCAGUGUAUGAAAAAUAAUCCUUCAACUCCAAACACGGAUGUCUUCUUAGCAUUGAGCGUGCAGUCAGUUGCAGUGUUCAGCCGGGAAUUAAGCAAUUGCUUAGAUUCUUUAACUCUGCUUGUAGUGUUAUUUGACUUUGCUGUAAUAGACCAUGUUGUUUCUGUAACACUACCUGCAUCAGUGCCUGUUUUGUGUGUCAGAAUUAAACCCAACGUGUGUUUUA